AUGCAUUAUAUAAUCUUCAUAGUUUGAUUCAAGAAUGUAAAACUAUGUUACCCCGACCUCAUAGUAAUACUAGUCACUCACCCAAGAACAUCUUGUCUACUGAGACAGUUAAUAAAACAAAAUCUUUUAUUAAUUUGAUGGGUGAACGACAUGGUGAAGCAUUAGCAGUUCAAAAGUAUACUCAAAAAAAAACAGAUAGGCAGAUAAUAGUGACCUAUGAAAAGCAUGAUAAUGUUCUCCUUCCCUCUCACUAUUCUUAUGAUCGUCUUCUGGCUAUAUAUAACUUGAUGAAUUCUAAUAAUUUGAUUAAAAGUCACAAUACUUUUAAAAAAAUAUGGAAAAGCGAUCCUACACUUAAUGUAGAAUUGCCUCAUGAUUCUCAACAACCUGGAAAGUGGUACUAUUUACUGUUGUUGAAAGCAUACCAAUUCGGUUUGGUAGAUGAAGAAGUCAAAUAUCAUUUUCAAAUUAAAGGUCAUACUAGAAAUUCAGUUGAUCAUGGAUUUGGCCUUACAAAACGGGAGUAUGCUAUAUUAGAAAUUUGGUGUAUGAAUCAAUUAGCAGAAGUAAUAGAAAAAAGUGCAAGUAACAAUAUGCCU
This is a messenger RNA of Racocetra fulgida, 599 nucleotides long. NCBI's taxonomy places the organism in Eukaryota, Fungi, Glomeromycota, Glomeromycetes, Diversisporales, Gigasporaceae. The record is from the annotation of a GenBank genome assembly.